Monoraphidium neglectum is the source of this 300-nucleotide messenger RNA. RefSeq lists its product as hypothetical. The transcript is spliced from 3 exons. The record is from RefSeq and is a predicted model, not a curated record. Bases 1 to 300 code for a protein of 99 amino acids. NCBI's taxonomy places the organism in Eukaryota, Viridiplantae, Chlorophyta, Chlorophyceae, Sphaeropleales, Selenastraceae. Gene Ontology annotation, molecular function: heme binding; oxidoreductase activity, acting on paired donors, with incorporation or reduction of molecular oxygen; iron ion binding.
AUGAGCUGUGGAAAAGGCGGGGAAACAGGGCGGGCGCGCAGCGAGGCGGCGGCGGCGGUGGCAGGGGGAGGCGGCAGUGGGGCCGCUACCGCCUCCGUGUACUCCAAGGGCCUGCUGUCGGAGAUCCUGGACUUUGUAAUGGGCACGGGCCUCAUCCCCGCAGACGGGGAGGUGUGGAAGACACGGCGGCGCGCGGUGGUGCCCGCGCUCCACAAGAAGUACGUGGCCUCCAUGGUCGGCAUGUUUGGGGACUGCGCGCUGCACGGGGCAGGUGGGGAGGCAGCUGGUUUCGGGGUUUAG